AUGGAUUGGCUACAAGCACAGCAACUGAGCCCUCAGUCUACGGCUCGACUGCGUAACACCUUAUCCGGUCACGAUUCUACCGAUCCGGUUGAACAGUUCGCACAAAUGGAACGUCUUGUACGCACAAUUAUCGCCCAAAGGGAUGAAGAAGUGGCCACUCAGGCACGUCAAAACCAAGAGCACCAGGCUGCAGUGCGCCAGUUGCCAACCGUGGAAGAGUGGCAAACGCAUCAAACAGCAUUUAAACAACUGGAAGCCAAAUUCAUCGACUGUAUGGACAAAAUGAGUCGUGUGGACGAAGAACGCACUCGUUUGGAAUCCCUGAAUGCUCAGCUCGAAAUGGAAGCAUCGACAGUGGGUGAAUACGUCACUCUGUUUGCGCAUAGACGUGCCGCGGCAGCGCGUCGGGCCCGUGCGCGGGAACAGUUGCUCGGACGUCUGGUCGAAGAUCGACGUCGUUUGCGCGCCAGAUUACGCGACCUGCUAGUCCCAUGCAAAGCGAAUCACACAGAAUCACCUGUAAACGGGGAUGAGACAAUUCCUGGAGAACCAGACACAUCCGCUGAGUCUGUAUCCAAAGUUCUCGGGAAUCAAGAAACUCAAGCGAAAUUCCUGAGCGAUUUUCAACUUCUGCUGCAUGAAAUCGGUCCAUCAACAGACGAAACAGAAUUUGAUUUGGGAUUCUCGUUACAAAACGAUGAAGAUGCUGCAGAGCAAGAUCAGAAACCACAGUCGCCCGCCGAGGGCUCGAAUGAAAAUAAUCAAUCAGAACAGGUCGUGAAUGAAAAAGUUGUACCACAACUGUCCGUAUCUCCGCUUGAGCAAUUGCGGAAACAGGCGCUACAACAUGAUUGUCCACACUGUCAGUGCUGUGUGGGUAAUCUGAUCGAAGUGUGA
Echinostoma caproni is the source of this 897-nucleotide messenger RNA. The record is from the annotation of a GenBank genome assembly. Lineage: Eukaryota; Metazoa; Platyhelminthes; Trematoda; Plagiorchiida; Echinostomatidae.